Messenger RNA from Capsaspora owczarzaki ATCC 30864, 1551 nucleotides. Its product is annotated as solute carrier family 35. The transcript has a single exon. Bases 43 to 1551 code for a protein of 502 amino acids. Gene Ontology annotation, molecular function: GDP-fucose transmembrane transporter activity; antiporter activity. Lineage: Eukaryota; Filasterea; Ministeriida; Capsasporidae. Gene Ontology annotation, cellular component: Golgi apparatus. The record is from RefSeq and is a predicted model, not a curated record.
ACGCGUUCGUUUCUCAGUUGGAAACCACACCGUGCUGUAUCGAUGCGCAACCCAGCUGUGCUCUCAGUGCUGCAGGACACGUUCGGCUCUGCGACUGCCAGCCCGACCAUCAGCACUGCGCCGGGGACGCCGUUGCCGGGGACAAUGAGCCCGCUGAGCCUGUCCACGAGCGCCUCUGCAACGGGACUGCCGCAGAUCGCCCUGCUCAGCCCUGCUGCUGCUGUUGCUGCUGCUGCUGCGCUCCAUCAGCAGUACCAACAGAGCACUGGUAACGCUGGCAGACGAACAACGCUGCCACUGCUGCAGGACGCCGCCGCGCUGAGCGAUGACGACACGAGCCAAACGCCGAUUAGUCAGGCUGCCCGGCAACAGCCGCACUUGGCACUGCUCGGCCAGCACUGGUCGCAGCAGAGUGGUGCUGCUACUACUCCUGCUACGGGAAUCACAGGCGAUACUGCGGCCGUCGUUAUUCCGCCGCUCGACCGGCGCGAUCAAGAUCCAAUGUUGUCAAUCUCCCCGAACAAGACCAAGCACUCCUCGGAUUGGAGCAGCAGCCAGCAUCACCUCCUUGCAGGUCGAGGGCCAGUGCCAUCCGACUCGGCUGCUCCUGAUCCACGACCGUUCAAACCCGCGGCGUCGCGGCGUUGGCGGAUUAUCACCGCAGUUGCUUACGGGACUUGCUCCCUGAUGAUCAUGUUCGUCAACAAGGCCGUUCUGACAACCUACGCGUUUCCAUCAUUUGUCGUUCUGGCACUCGCACAGUUUGCCUUCACUGCCUUGGUCUUGCGUGCGUUGCAACUCUUUCGGUUUGUCCGCUUGCCAGCCAUGUCCAGAAGCGUCGUGUCCAAAGCCGCCCCGCUCUCGGUGUUGUUUGUUCUCAACUCGACCAGCGGCCUCGGCGGCACCCAGCACCUCAGCUUACCAAUGCUCACCGUCUUGCGCCGCUUUUCCAUCUUUCUGACCAUGGUUUUGGAAAGGCUGGUGCUGGGCAAUCGAGCCCCCACGCCCGUUGUCAUGAGCGUCGGUCUCCUCAUCCUUGGCGCCAUUGUCGCCGCCUGGAGUGACCUGGCCUAUGACCGCGACGGCUAUGUUCUGGUCAUGAUCAACAAUCUGUGCACCGCCUUGUCCGGAGUGCUGUUGAAAAAGCGACUGGAUGCGCGCGACCUCGGCACGCUGGGCCUGCUCUACUACAACUCGCUGCUCGGCAUACCACUCGCCAUGGCAUACCUUGUGCUCGUCCCCGAGGAGUGGACGGCAGUCGCAAACUAUCCGGCGUGGACUGAGCCGCUCUUUGUGUUGUGGUUUGCCCUCACAAUGUGCAUGGGCCUGCUGCUCAACUACACCAUGUAUUUAUGCACCAACGCCAACUCCCCCUUGACAACGACGGUUGUAGGGGUGAAAAACACCAUCAGCACCUACUCUGGUAUGAUGUUUGGCACCUACUACCGGUACUCUCCCGAGAACUUUCUGGGCAUCAAUCUGUCCGUCGCAGGCUCGCUCGUCUACUCGUACACAACGUUUGGCGCUUCAAAGUCGCGUGCGACCGGCUAA